UUUUAUUAUUUUGACAUUAAAGCUUUUUCGUGAUUAAAUGUUUAAACAUGUCCUUCUAUUGUUAUUGUUUUCUCAAUUCAUUAAAUGAUGUCUCAAUUAUGUGUUUGUGUGUGCUUCUGAUACACAGUUCAAUGACACGACCUCGUGACUGUGAUAACUAAGCGUGUUCUUGUUGCUAUGCUGAACAGAUAUAAACAAUGAGCUAGUGCCACAGUGAACUGAUGAGGUUAACGAAAUUUCUUCCACAUUUUCUACGCCAGUUCCAGACUGAUUUAGAGAACUCUACGGAGCUACAACAAACUAUGAAAAAGUUCUAUGGAUUUGCGAAAAAAAAAAUUAAAUGUUUAUACUUGCUAUUUAAACAAAUGUGGUGACAUGAGAGUAGUUUACACUUACAGUCAUAGUAAUAAAAAUACCCAGUGUGACCUAUUCAAAAGUGAUAAUCAUAAGAAUGCUUUGAGUUCAGUUAAUAUUAAAAUAUUUAAUUUAAGCCCAUUGCAUCCACAACACAAUAUAUCAGCAUUGCUGUGUUAUAAUAAUUCCCCCCAAAUAAUGGGUUUGUUAGCUUAUAAAGCCAUAAGUCUUAAUACCCUUAAGAGUUUACCUAGUAUCAGUCUUUACAGAAUGUUUUCAAACUCGUAUGCUAAAAACUUGGGGAGUUCUAACAUCAAGAAUGGAAAAUCUUCAAGUAAUUCAGUUAAUGAAGAUAUAGCAUCAAAUUUAGAACACAAAAUAACCGAAAAAGAAAAGUGUGAGGAUAUAACUUCAUUUCCACUACCAUUGGGAAAAAUCCAGUCGAAAAAGAUGAUGUUGGCAUUCACUUGUAAAGUGUGUAAUACCAGAGUCACAAAGCUGAUAUCAAAAUUAGCAUAUGAGAAGGGUGUUGUUAUUGUUCGUUGUCAUGGGUGUGAAAAUAAUCAUUUAAUAGCAGACAAUUUAGAUUGGUUUCCAGAUCUUGAAGGAAAAAGGAAUAUUGAAGAAAUCCUCAAAGAAAAAGGAGAAAACGUACAGAGAAUAUCUGUUGAUAAAGAUACAGUAGAAUUCUUGAAACCAGAUUAAAGAAAUUGUGAAUAUGUUAUAAACUUUGUCCUUUGAUUCAUGUUUACAUGUAUUCUAAAUUAAAAUGGUUGAUGAAUCUAGAA
Limulus polyphemus (Atlantic horseshoe crab) is the source of this 1142-nucleotide messenger RNA. RefSeq lists its product as uncharacterized. The record is from RefSeq and is a predicted model, not a curated record. The coding region runs from base 316 to 1059 and encodes 247 amino acids. Gene Ontology annotation, molecular function: protein-folding chaperone binding; zinc ion binding. Gene Ontology annotation, biological process: protein folding; protein import into mitochondrial matrix; protein stabilization. The transcript is spliced from 3 exons. Lineage: Eukaryota; Metazoa; Arthropoda; Merostomata; Xiphosura; Limulidae. Gene Ontology annotation, cellular component: mitochondrion.